UACUUGUACCAACACCAACCACUUAAAGAAGUCCCAUCCUUAAUCCAUUGCAAUAGAUACAAAUGGCGGGCGGCUGGCCUCGAAUUUCUUUUUUGUUGAUUGUUAUUUCGCUCGAUAUGCCAGUCGAGAGAAUGGCCUACUUCGCUCUGAUGCCCUUCUGCCUUACUUCAGCUGAAGAGAUGGAAAAAUCGUGCAUGUUUAGAAUGACUUUGCACCUCGGACGAAGAUGGUCACAGGUUUUCUCUCUCUUCGUUGAAAUGGAAUUCGAAUGAUUUUUCUCGUUUCUCCUCACGAUGACCUCUGAAGGCGCAGAAGUUGAGGACCUCAGAAUCCAAAAAGCGACAGUUCCCGUUGAAGAUAACCGUAACCUCCAGAGAAUCCAGAGCAACCGCAUGAUGCUGGACCUGAGGCGGCAGGUCCAGUGGCAGAGCCAAGUCAUUCGAGACUUGAAAGCAGAACGUGAUCGUCUAACCAGCGAACUUGCCUCUCGCCUGUUCUACGUAGAAGCACAGCUGCGGAGAGAACAGAAGCACAUAGAAGCUCUUUUAAGCGAGAAGGAUCAGUAUAUUCAUUUCCAAGCUCUUCAAAUACAAUCUCUUAAAUCCAUGCUUGCACGGACUGAUUUGAGAUAUCGGCAUGACCACAACGAUUGCAAUCCAUCAACUGGAAGGAGGACGAAAUUAGCUCCGCCAUUGUCCAAGAGGUUUUCUGUAGCUUUGGACGAAUACAUAAAAGAUAAGGGAAUAGUCUCCAGAGCUUUGCCUGUUAUGGUGAACGUAGAAGCAGAAAACGAUAAAAACAAGACUUCUUCUAAGCGAUCUCAUUCCACGUGUACGCGCACGCGAAGUAUGCCAGAAUUAAGGCUGGAUAAUGUUCCAGAAUAUGAAAAUCUUGAGUGGAGUAAAGUACGGGAAAACUAUUAUGCUGCUUGGUAUCAGAAUAGUCCCGAGCCAAUCUUGUCUCCAAAUGUUAUUGAAGAGUUAGCCGCAAGACGUUGGACAUCUGACUGUGAUUCGGAACAUUCUGAUUCGCUAGAUUCUGGUAUAUCAAGUCCUAGUAUCAAAUCAAGAAAUGACCAUUUGAAUGAAAUUUCUUUUCCUAAUGGUAAAGACAAUAACGUUGCUCAGUCUGAUCAUGUUCCUUGUAGGCGCAGCUCAUCUAUAGGGAACUUUAUUAACCGCACAUUUUCUUCAUCAUCUACUCAACUCGAGAAGAUUAAGGAUGAUUGUGAGCUCUCUGAGAAUAUAGUCAGCAAUGCUCGUCGUCAUAGUUCUUUUUCUGGGAUAGAAACGAAAGAUUGUCUGCAAGGACAGGAAUCAAUGCAAAAAAUAAUUGAACAGCCGAAAUCGACGAGUCGUUUUGUAAGUUCUGCUAAUAGAAAUUUCGGAACAAAUCACAGAUCAGUGACAAAACCCAGAGAUAUAAAAUUCAGGAAACUUUUUAAGUUUCGUCGCCGUACCGAAACAAUCAUAGAUCAGGAGAAUUCGCCUUGUGAUGAUUAUAUGACUGUCUAAGACUAAAAUAUGAUGAUAAUGAAAUGACAUUAUUGCAAUUAAUAUACUGAAAAAUGAAUUUAUUUCUUUCAUAAAUGUGCUUCUAAACUAAUUUGCAACGAAUGCGACCAGAUUUUUGAAAAUAACAUUUAUGUAUUUUUUAAAGAUUUGAAAUUAUUCAUUAUUAAAAGUUCCUAACUUCUAAAUAAAUUAGUGCAUUUUUAGAUUUCGGAUUAAUUUCAGAUAAAGUCUUAAUUACUUAGAAGACAACGUUUUAAUGCAAAAUUUAAAAUUAGGCGAAAAGGAACCCUUAAAUUGUCGAUGCAUUUGAAUAAAACUCUAUCAAUUUCGAAAGUGAUCAUACAUAAAACGUCCCUCUUCUUCAGGAGCAAAACAUUUUGCCUCCUGAAGGAGCGGGCAAUGUCUGAUCUACUUUGAAAUGGAUAGAGUUUUAUUCACAAUCUACGCCAAACUAAAAUUGCUUUUUUAGCUACUUUAAAGUCUUAAUUACAAUAUUAGAACAGAGACAAAUAAAAGAUAUGAAAAAAUAUUAUAUGAAAUUAAAUUAUAUGCAUUGUUAUUAUGCGAGUGAAGGAGAUUGCAGAAAUAUCUCGAUAUUUUGACUAUACAAAGUCAAAUAUAGACUUAAAAAGGAUUUAAAAUGUAAUUAGUAUUUACAAUCUAGAAAAUAAUAAUUCACAAAUAUAGUAUUUCAGUAAUUUCUAAUCAAUAAAAUCUGCAAAAAAGUAAUAAUUUCUUCUUUCUUUAAA
Molecule: messenger RNA, 2263 nt
Organism: Stegodyphus dumicola
Lineage: Eukaryota; Metazoa; Arthropoda; Arachnida; Araneae; Eresidae
Source: RefSeq, a predicted model, not a curated record